AUGGAGGCCUUGGCAGGUAAUUCGUCUACCGCUGCGGCGGUGACUUUCAUUACCUUCGUUCAAGACCUCAAACGAAAGACCAAGACAUGGGGGCCAAUGAUUGAACUCUGCGCUUCGGGCGAAAAGACCCUUGAACGCUUUCGAUACCAGUUCCCCGAUGAUUGGCUAUACAGCGACCAGCUUCGUGGAGAAUGGAGUGCAUACAACGAGAUCUUGAAGAGGAAGAAUGAUUCGAUUCAAGAGCAGCUUGCGGGGCUACAGUUGAAGAUUGUUGCGGAAGACAAAAUUGUGGAGAACAAGAUCAAUGAUAUCCUGACGGAGUGGGAACAGACGCGCCCUGUGCAAGGCAACAUGCGUGCCGAUACCGCCAUGAAUACCAUCAAUGUAUUCGAAGGCAAGCUGAACCGCGUGCAAGAAGAGUACGAUCUCGUCUGUCGUGCCAAAGAGGCUCUCGAUCUCGAGCUUACCCGUCACACCCGCUUGGAGCCUGUGUUCGAGGAGCUCCGGGACCUCAAGGCCGUCUGGACAGCAUUAUCAGGGAUUUGGAGCCAGAUUAGCGAGCUGCGCGAGCUCACCUGGGCGACGGUGCAGCCGAGGAAGUUGAGACAACAUAUCGAUGGACUGUUGAGCAGCACCAAGGAUAUGCCAACACGGAUGAGGCAGUAUGCCGCCUUUGAAUACGUGCAGGAUGUUCUGCGGGGGCUGUUAAAGUCGAAUGCACUCAUUGGGGAGAUGAAGAGCGAAGCUCUGAAGGACAGACACUGGAAACAGUUGUUCAAGUCGCUGAGGAUGCCAUCCCAGCCUAGUCUGACGUUAAUGACACUGGGGAAUGUCUAUGAUUUGGAUUUGAAGAAGAAUGAGAGCUUGAUCAAGGAAGUCAUCGUACAAGCUCAAGGAGAGAUGGCUCUUGAGGAGUACAUUAAACAAGUGAAGGAGAUUUGGACCAACUAUACCCUAGAUCUUGUCAAUUAUCAGAAUAAAGGCUGGGAUGAUCUUUUUAAUAAAUGUGGCGAAAAUUUGAACUCGCUUGUCGCAAUGAAGUUGUCGCCAUAUUAUAAAGUAUUCGAGGAGGAGGCUAGCUCUUGGGAGGAAAAACUCAACCGCAUUCAUGUCCUCUUCGAUGUCUGGAUCGAUGUCCAACGGCAGUGGGUCUACCUGGAGGGUAUCUUCUCGGGCAGUGCCGAUAUCAAGCAUCUCCUCCCCGUUGAAAGCGCUCGGUUCCAGAACAUCAAUACCGAGUUUCUGACUGUCAUGAAGAAGGUCUACAAAUCGCCAUUUGUCGUCGAUGUCAUGAACAUUCCCGGUAUCCAGAAGAGCCUCGAACGCCUUGCCGACCUCCUUAACAAGAUACAGAAAGCGCUCGGAGAGUACCUUGAGCGCGAACGUGCAUCGUUCCCUCGCUUCUACUUUGUCGGUGACGAGGAUUUGCUCGAAAUUAUAGGAAACAGCAAGGAUAUCUUGCGUAUCAUGAAGCAUCUCAAGAAGAUGUUUGCUGGUAUCUCCACCAUCAUGCUGGACGAGGAAUUAACGCAGAUUCAGGGCAUGGCGUCGCGAGAGGGCGAGGAAGUUGUGUUCAGGGAGCCGAUUCUGCUCAAGGACUUCCCGAAAAUCAAUGACUGGCUAGCCAAGAUCGAGUCGUCGAUGAGAGUAUCCUUGGCACAGCUCCUGUGCGAUGCUGUGGACGAGCUUCAAACCUUCUAUGGUAAUGGUGCUACUUUGCCUAUGGACAGGUUCAUCGAAUGGGUGGAGAAAUUCCCCGCUCAGCUUGUCACGCUUGCGAUCCAGGUAGCAUGGACUGCCUCUAUCGAAGCUUCGUUUGAAGCUAUCAACUCACUUGAAGGUCCGCUUGACACCAUCCGUCAAAGCCUCGACCUUCUUGCAGAUGUAGUUCUCACGGAAUUGAGCUCCGUCACCCGCCGGAAAUGCGAGCACCUCAUCACCGAGCUUGUGCAUCAGCGUGAUGUUACCCGCCAGCUCAUUCAGCAGAAGGCAACCGACAACAAGGCGUUCUCCUGGCUUUACCAGAUGAGGUUCUACUUAGACCGCAUGGCCGAAAAUCCUUUGGACUGCCUUGCCAUCCGCGUCGCCGACGCGUCCUUCCCUUAUGGAUGGGAGUACCUCGGAGUGACAGAUCGCCUCGUGCAGACACCCCUUACAGAUCGCUGCUAUCUGACACUCACUCAAGCACUAGAUAAUCAACUGGGCGGUGCGCCGUUCGGGCCUGCAGGGACAGGCAAAACUGAGUCUGUCAAAGCGCUCGGAGUACAACUUGGACGAUUCGUGCUCGUCUUCUGUUGCGAUGAAACAUUUGAUUUCCAGGCGAUGGGGCGCAUAUUCGUGGGGCUCUGUCAAGUUGGCGCAUGGGGAUGUUUCGACGAGUUCAAUCGAUUGGAAGAAAGAAUUUUGAGUGCGGUCAGUCAGCAAGUACAAAGCAUUCAGCAGGGGCUAGCGGCAUUGGUGAAGAACCCGAACACGGAGAUCGAGCUGGUUGGAAAAAGUUUGAAGAUCAACAAGAACAUCGGUAUAUUCAUCACCACCAACCCGAACUACGCUGGCCGCUCUCAGUUGCCACCUAACUUGACCAAGCUCUUCAGGCCUAUGGCUAUGACUCGUCCUGAUCGCGAGCUCAUUGCUCAGGUCAUGUUAUUCUCACAAGGUUUCCGUACCGCGGAGUCCCUGGCCUCAAAGAUCGUACCCUUCUUCAACCUUUGUGAUGAACAGCUAUCACCUCAACCCCACUAUGACUUCGGUCUGCGUGCUUUGAAGGCAGUCCUCGCUAGUGCUGGUAUUCUGAAGCGUGAGCGCCUGCAAGCGGUUCGUGACUCUGGAGAAGCUGCGGAUGUUGGAGGACUCUCGGAUACCAUCUCAGAACAAGUUAUUUUAAUCCAAAGCGUUACAGAAACCAUUGUGCCGAAGUUGGUGGCUGACGACGUACCACUCUUAACAAGUCUUCUGGCUGACGUAUUUCCGGGCACUGAUUAUGUCCCAGUUAAUCUCGACGCUUUGCGCGAACAGAUUGGGAAGGUCUGCGAAGAACGUCGUCUCGUUCAAGGCGAGCGCUGGGUAUCAAAAAUCUUGCAACUGUAUCAGAUCCAGAAGAUCCAGCACGGUCUCAUGAUGGUUGGAUCAUCGGGAAGUGGGAAGACAAAUGCGUGGCAAGUACUCUUGGCUGCGUUGGAGCGUCUGGACGGUGUUGAAGGAGUCGCAUAUGUCAUUGACCCCAAGGCGAUGCAUAAGGAUGCUUUGUACGGGACGCUCGAUCAAACGACGCGCGAAUGGAACGAUGGACUUUUCACGCACGUUCUGCGAAAGAUCGUAGAUGAUGUCCGUGGCGAAAGCGGGAAGAGGCAUUGGAUCAUUUUCGAUGGUGAUGUCGAUCCCGAGUGGGUGGAAAACUUGAACAGUGUGUUGGACGACAAUAAGCUCCUGACGCUGCCCAACGGCGAGCGACUUAAUCUCCCUUCGAAUGUCCGCAUUAUGUUCGAGGUCGAGCACCUCCGCUACGCGACUCUUGCUACCGUCAGUCGGUGUGGUAUGAUCUGGUUCAGCGAGGACAUCGUGGAACCUUCCAUGGUCUACCGCCAGUAUCUUGACACCUUGGGUUCUGUCCCUCUUGAUGCCGAAGAUGACGACGCACUGGACAUCCCUGGGCGGCGCGCAGACGAUGCGAACUCUGACGCCAUCAGUGCAAAUAUUAUCACUCAGAAGCAAGUGGCCGGUAUCCUUGAGCGAUACUUCUCUGAGGGCGAGCUUGUCAGUAUUGCACUAGAAUAUGCAUCAUCCAUUGAGCACAUUAUGGACUUCACUACGACUCGCGCCCUCAACACUCUAUUCUCCCUCCUCAACAAAACCGCCCGGAACAUCCUCGAGUAUAAUGUCCAGCAUUCCGACUUCCCGCUGCCUCCUGAGCCGCUCGAACAAUACGUUAGCAAGCGACUUCUGAUCAGCAUCAUAUGGGCUUUCUCUGGUGAUGCUAAGCUGGACUUGCGGGCAGAAUUAGGCGAUUUUCUCAGCAAGCAGACAGGGAUCGACCUGCCUCCACUGGGCCCUGGAAGUUCACUCCUUGAUUUCGAUGUUCAGGUCGCGAACGGUGAAUGGUCUGCUUGGGCAGCCAGGGUCCCGCAGAUCGAAAUCGAAGCUCAGGCCGUCACCGCCUCUGACGUAGUUGUUCCCACAAUGGAUACCGUUCGACAUGAAGAAGUCCUUUAUUCGUGGCUCUCAGAACACAAACCUCUUAUGCUCUGUGGUCCUCCCGGUUCCGGCAAGACGAUGACUCUGUUCAGUGCUCUUCGAAAACUUCCCGAUAUGGAAGUCGUAGGUCUGAACUUCUCCAGCGCGACGACUCCGGAGUUGAUACUGAAGACCUUUGAGCAAUAUUGUGAGUAUCGGAAAACUCCUAACGGCGUCAUCCUGGCUCCUGUACAGCUGGGCCGAUGGCUUGUCGUUUUCUGCGAUGAGAUCAACCUACCGGCCGCUGAUAAGUACGGAACGCAGCGAGUUAUCUCGUUCAUCCGACAAUUGGUCGAAUCGGGCGGUUACUGGCGGACCUCCGACAUGUCUUGGGUCAAAAUGGAGCGCAUUCAGUUCGUCGGUGCUUGUAAUCCCCCAACGGAUCCUGGCCGUGUCCCUCUCAGUCAUAGAUUUUUGCGACAUGCGCCGUUGGUCAUGGUUGACUAUCCUGGCGAGGUAUCGCUCAAACAGAUCUACGGCACAUACAAUCGCGGAAUUCUUAAGGUGGUUCCCAAUCUGCGUACAUACGCUGAACCCCUUACAGACGCCAUGGUCGCGUUCUACCUGGCCUCGCAAAAACGCUUCACAACAGAUAUCCAGGCACACUACGUUUAUAGUCCUCGUGAGCUGACACGCUGGGUCCGUGGUAUCUACGAAGCCAUCCGUCCGCUAGAAGUGCUCUCUGUGGAAGGCCUCGUUCGUGUUUGGGCACACGAAGCACUCCGCCUAUUCCAAGAUCGUCUAGUUGCAGAGGACGAGAGGCAGUGGACUGGCGACAACAUUGAUAACACUGCAUUGGAGCAUUUCCCUACGAUCAACAGGGAUGAGGCUCUCGCAAGGCCUAUCUUAUUCUCCAAUUGGACUUCAAAGAACUAUAUUCCUGUGGAUCGCGAGGUGCUACGUGAAUAUACCAAAGCCCGUCUACGCGUCUUUUACGAAGAAGAGUUAGAUGUACCCCUCGUGCUUUUCAAUGAUGUCCUCGACCAUGUCUUGCGAAUCGAUCGUGUUUUCCGUCAAAUCCAAGGGCAUCUCUUACUGAUUGGUGUCAGUGGCAGUGGGAAGACAACCCUAUCUCGUUUCGUGGCAUGGAUGAACGGCCUCAGCAUCUUCCAGAUCAAGGUAUCGAACAAGUAUACAGGCGACGACUUUGACGAGGAUCUGCGUACUGUUCUCCGACGUGCAGGCACCAAGGGAGAAAAAGUCUGUUUCAUCAUGGACGAGUCAAACGUCCUUGACUCUGGUUUCCUUGAGAGGAUGAAUACGCUCCUCGCCAAUGCUGAAGUUCCUGGAUUGUUUGAAGGCGACGAACACUCGGCCCUGAUGACGGCCUGCAAGGAAGGCUCUCAACGGGAUGGUUUGAUGCUGGACUCGCAUGAGGAACUUUAUCGUUGGUUCACACAGCAAGUCGCCAAGAAUCUACAUGUUGUAUUCACCAUGAAUCCGCCAGAGAAUGGGCUCGCUUCCCGUGCAGCGACAUCACCCGCUUUAUUCAAUCGCUGUGUCCUUGACUGGUUCGGUGACUGGUCCGACCAAGCCUUCUAUCAAGUUGGCAUGGAGUUCACACACACCUUAGACCUUGAUCUAUCUUCUUACCAGCCUCCUGCCAUGUUCCCUAUUGCGUAUCGCGAGCUAUCCAUGCCACCGAUCCACCGCACAGCGGUCGUCAACGCCCUUGUACAUGUUCAUAUGUCUUUGUAUCAGAUCAAUCUGCGACUCAGCCGGAGACAAGGCCGCUACAAUUAUGUGACCCCUCGUCAUUAUCUAGAUUUCAUCAAUCAUUAUGUCCGUCUCUACAAUGAGAAGCGCGACGAACUGGAAGAGCAGCAACGGCAUCUUCACGUUGGGCUUGAUAAGCUUCGCGAUACCGUCACACAAGUCGAGGAGCUUCGGAAAAGUCUUGCCAUCAAACGUACUCAGCUCGAGGCCAAGAAUGCAGAGGCAAAUGAAAAACUCAAACAAAUGGUUUCUGACCAGCAGGAAGCCGAGCAGAAGAAGGCUGCCUCCAUCGAGAUUCAAGCCGCACUCGUGAAACAAGAUAAGCAUAUUGAACAGCGUCGUUCGAUCGUCAUGGCGGACUUGGCCGAUGCUGAACCGGCUGUCCUCGACGCUCAAGCAGCAGUCAGCAGCAUCAAACGGCAACAACUCCAGGAAGUGCGGACGAUGGCAAAUCCUCCAGAGGCGGUCAAAUUGGCCAUGGAAUCUGUUUGUACGAUCUUGGGCCACAAGAUUGACAGCUGGCGUACUGUUCAGGGCAUUAUCCGCCGCGACGACUUCAUCCUCAGGAUCGUUAACUUCGACACGACGAACCAAAUGACCAAGCAACUACGGGAGGUGAUGAAAAAAGACUUUCUUAGCCGGCCUUCGUUCAACUUUGAGACUGUGCAACAUGCCAGUAAAGCUUGCGGACCUCUUGUCAAAUGGGUGCUUGCGCAGGUCCGCUUUUCAGAAAUCUUGGACAAGGUCGAACCACUGCGCAAUGAGGUGCAGUCACUGGAGACUCAGGCGGAGCAGACUAAGCAACAGGCUGCAACAAUCAUCACAAUGAUCUCAGAGCUAGAAGCCUCGAUCACGAAGUACAAGGAAGAAUAUGCAUUUCUCAUUAGCCAAACCCAGGCGAUCAAGACCGAAAUGGACCGCGUUCAAGGCAAGGUCGACCGCAGCAUGAAGCUCCUGGAAAGCUUAUCCUCGGAAAGAGCUCGUUGGGAGUCUGGCAGCCGAACUUUCGACGCGGAGAUGAGUACUAUUGUCGGCGAUGUGUUAUUGUCGGCGGCCUUCUUGGCGUAUGGCGGAUUCUUCGACCAGCAUUAUCGUGAAGUCAUGUGGCAGGAAUGGAUGAAUCAUCUGGUUGAAGCGAAUAUCAAGUUCAAGCCGGAGCUCUCUUUCACCGAAUACCUCUCGACUGCUGACGACCGUCUCAGUUGGCAAUCGAAGGGAUUGCCCUCCGACAACUUGUGCACAGAGAAUGCGAUUAUGAUGAGGCGAUUUAGCCGCUACCCGUUAAUCAUUGAUCCUACGGGUCAAGCCACUACGUUCUUACUAAACGAGUACAAGUUUCGCAAGAUUACUGUAACAAGUUUCCUCGACGAAGCCUUCCUCAAGGUCCUGGAGAGUGCCCUCCGAUUCGGGAACCCAUUACUGAUUCAGGAUGUGGAGCAUCUUGAUCCAAUUCUCAAUGCUGUGUUAAACAAGGAGAUUCGCCGGACUGGUGGCCGUGUUCUCAUCCGUCUCGGAAGUCAAGAUAUCGACUUCUCUCCGUCUUUCACAAUGUUCCUAUCUACUAGGGAUCCCUCCGUUGAGUUCUCGCCGGACAUCUGCAGUCGUGUAACCUUCGUCAACUUCACCAUGACUCGCAGCAGCUUGCAAAGCCAGUCCUUGGAUCAGGUCUUGAAGGUCGAGAGGCCAGAUACAGAGCAGAAACGAACAGAUCUCAUGAAGGUUCAGGGCGAGUUCCGUGUGCGUUUGCGGACGCUCGAGAAACUCUUAUUGCAGGCUCUCAAUGAGUCUUCAGGAAAUAUACUCGACGACGAUAAGGUCAUUGAUACACUGGAGACUUUGAAGCGCGAAGCAGCGGAGAUCACUCGGAAGGUAGAGGAAACCGACCUCGUCAUGAGAGAAGUCGAACAAGUCACUGCUGAAUAUCUACCCUUAGCACAAGCGUGUAGCUCCGUCUUCUUCAUCCUGGAGCAACUGAACUUAGUCAACCACUUCUAUCAAUUCUCAUUGCGCUUUUUCCUCGAUAUCUUCGACUAUGUGCUUCAUCAUAACCCCAAUCUCCACGGCAUCACUGAUUAUAGCGCCCGCCUCGAUAUUCUUUUGAAAGAUCUCUUUCUCGUUGUUUACAGACGGACGUCUCGGGCACUUCUCCAUCGCGACCACGUUAUGCUUGCGGUACUUCUGGCCCAGGUCAAGCUCCGCGGUAUGGAAGAGAUCUCGGACGAACUAGAAUUCUUGCUGGAGAGUGGGAACGGAGCCGUCACCGUUGGAGGCCAAGCGGGCGCGAAAAUUGCGGUUUUGACUUCCGAUCAACAGCAACGCCUCGAUACUUAUGCCAAACAGUCCCUCUUCAAGCCUGUUCAGGCACACAUCCUGGAGCAUGAAAGUGACUGGAUUCCUUUCCUAGAGUCAGGCAACCCUGAGCUUUCUGUGCCUUCACCAUGGAACCCUAGCACUCCUGCCGUUGAAUCGAUUCGUUCAUUAUUGAUCAUCAAAUGUUUGCGUCCUGACCGCCUAUUGCAAGCUACCGCCGCUUUUGUGAAGGUUGUCUUCGAAACCGACAUCUCCGUCGAGUCUGCUUAUGACCUUGCCGCCAUGGUCGCCAAUGAAGUACCAGCUCAGACACCAUUAGCACUAGUCUCUGUAGCUGGAUACGAUGCAAGCUACCGGAUCGACAAUCUCGUGUCCAACACCCAGACACGGUGCUCUUCUGUCGCGAUGGGUUCACAAGAAGGAUUUGCGCUAGCCGACCAAGCCAUAGGCGUGGCAUCGCGCCAAGGCACAUGGGUCUUACUCAAGAAUGUUCAUCUUGCUCCACAAUGGCUUGGACAGCUGGAGAAGAAAUUGCAGACCCUCAAUGCCCAUCGCAACUUCCGCCUAUUCCUUACCAUGGAGGCUAACCCCUCCAUCCCCGUCAAUAUACUUCGUCAGUCCCGUGUCAUUAUGAAUGAACCUCCACCAGGUAUCAAGGCAAACCUUCUCGAUUCAUUGCGCAGUAUUACCUCUGCACGUCUGUCCCAGGGUCCUGUGGAGAAGGUCCGCUUAUACUUCUUGCUUGCCUGGUUCCAUGCGGUUGUCCAGGAACGUCUUCGAUAUGUCCCUCUCGGGUGGAGCAAAUCCUAUGACUUCAAUGACUCGGACAUGGCAGCAGCAUUUACCACGAUAGAUGCUUGGCUGCACUCUAUUGCCAAGGGGCGUGCGAACGUCGACCCGGAACAGAUCCCUUGGGACGCCCUCCGAACACUCAUCAAGCAAUCCGUUUACGGAGGACGUGUUGAUAGCGACUUCGAUCAGAAAAUCAUUGAUGCUUUCGUGGAUGGGUUAUUCACCUCUGCAGCUUAUAACGUCGAUUUCAACCUUGUCCCUAAAAUCAAUGGUACAGAGGUCCUGACUGCGCCGGAAGGGACGAAAUUGGAUCACUUUUUAUCUUGGGUCAAGGGUCUACCAGAGCGUGAACCACCGUCAUGGUUAAGCCUGCCGCCAACCGCUGAGCGAGUGAUCGCUGUUGCACAAGGCAACGAGUUACUGGGAAAAUUACGCAAGAUGAGGACUUUGACUGACGAUGAUGAUGACACCGCCUCUACUGCGGGACCUUCCAAGGGGCAAACGUCACAGCAGCCGGCCUGGAUGCGAGCACUUCUUGAACGUUGCCGUGAAUGGCUCACACAGCUGCCUUCUACCUUCAAUGUUCUACAAAAGCAAUCAGGGGACAACUCGGAUCCCUUGUAUCGUCUGUUCUCUCGCGAGGGGAGUAUUGGCCAAAAAUUGCUCAAUCAAGUCCGCAAGGAUCUUAUCGAUGUAGUCAAGGUUUGUGGAGGCGAGCUGAAGCAGACUAACCAUCUGCGAACGCUAAUGAGUUCGCUGACGAAAGGUACUAUUCCUGAUCACUGGCGGCGAUACAAAGUAAAGAAGACGAUGUCCGUGUCGGAGUGGAUACCCGAUCUAGGCCUCCGACUCGCCCAGCUGGACAAUCUUGCGACUCUGGACAACUUGUCUAAUGUCGAGAUAUGGCUUGGUGGGCUGUUCUUCCCAGAAGCCUAUAUCACCGCGACUAGGCAGGCAGUUGCCCACCGCAAGAAGUGGAGUCUGGAGACCUUGCAUAUGCGGCUGGACAUUGAACGGGUCAACGAUCCCAGCGCGUUCAUUGUGGAUGGCCUUGCUCUGGAGGGCGCUUCGUGGAUUGAAGAACAGCUCGUGCUCAAUGAUGGUGAAUCUGUUCGCUUGAACCCUUCCCAGAUCCGCUGGAUCCAGGACGAUGACUCUGAUGUCGAAAAGGAGAAGUUCGUAAACUUGCCAGUAUAUCUCAACAACGAUCGCAGCGACGUUCUCUUCACGGUUGACCUUCCAUUCGAUAAUAGCGCAGGAUCGUUAGUGGCUACGCGGGCGGUGUGCCUCACAGCAGGUGGCUAGAUGUCUAGAGCAGUUAGUUCUGAUGGACAUUCUUGAUGGAUAAUUUACUUAGUUUACCCUCGUUUACCCUCGUUUUUUUUGGAUACUAUACAUGUAUUUCACGACUUGCGAUGAUCUCUAAUGAAUUCAAAACUUCGUUUUCACUU
Messenger RNA from Heterobasidion irregulare TC 32-1, 10499 nucleotides. RefSeq lists its product as uncharacterized. Lineage: Eukaryota; Fungi; Basidiomycota; Agaricomycetes; Russulales; Bondarzewiaceae. Gene Ontology annotation, biological process: microtubule-based movement. Gene Ontology annotation, cellular component: dynein complex. Gene Ontology annotation, molecular function: dynein intermediate chain binding; ATP binding; ATP hydrolysis activity. The transcript has 20 exons. The coding region runs from base 1 to 10353 and encodes 3450 amino acids. The record is from RefSeq and is a predicted model, not a curated record.